AUGAAAAGUCUAUUAUCGAAACUCUAAACAUUACUUUUUUAACGAACUCCAUCUCGAUUACUUAGUUAUAAUGUUUUUAUCAUUAGAGUGCUUUUAGAAAUCCCUCAUACUUUGUAUAAUCUUAUAGUAGAAUACAUAAUAACUUCAAUAAUCAAUUAUUAAAAUAAAAUUGUUAUGGAUGAUCUUUAUUAAGCAGAAAUCAGAACGAGAUAUCACUCUUCAAUGACUUAUUAAGAAUAUUUGGAUACCCACGAUUAGCCACCUCCUAAACCUACGUUAAAGGCUAAAUAAUCUCCACAAAUAGUUGAACCUUUAACCCUUGAACCCCCCAAAGGACCUAAAAUUCAACAACAAAAAUUGGCUAUCUACACGCCCGAUGAAGUCAUAUUAGAGGAAUCUGAAACUGAUGAAAAGCAACGAUCAAAUUAAAAUCCCAGAGUACCAUGUUAAAAGGCCUUAAUUGAACAUGAUGUGAGAAUACGUAGUCAAAGUGAAAAUCUAGGUUUUUCUGUAUUUAGAUUCCUGUAAUAAAAGAAAAAAGUAUGA
Paramecium tetraurelia is the source of this 546-nucleotide messenger RNA. RefSeq lists its product as uncharacterized. The record is from RefSeq and is a predicted model, not a curated record. NCBI's taxonomy places the organism in Eukaryota, Ciliophora, Oligohymenophorea, Peniculida, Parameciidae. The transcript has 3 exons.